This is a messenger RNA of Harpia harpyja (harpy eagle), 15974 nucleotides long. RefSeq names its product inositol 1,4,5-trisphosphate receptor type 2 (gene ITPR2). NCBI's taxonomy places the organism in Eukaryota, Metazoa, Chordata, Aves, Accipitriformes, Accipitridae. Gene Ontology annotation, cellular component: endoplasmic reticulum; membrane. The transcript is spliced from 64 exons. The record is from RefSeq and is a predicted model, not a curated record. The coding region runs from base 4423 to 12525 and encodes 2700 amino acids. Gene Ontology annotation, biological process: calcium ion transmembrane transport. Gene Ontology annotation, molecular function: inositol 1,4,5-trisphosphate-gated calcium channel activity; inositol 1,4,5 trisphosphate binding.
UCUACAUCUCUUUAGUAUUCUACUUGGUGAUCAGAGCAGCAUAAAAAAUUAUUUUUCUUACCAGAUGGUCGUACCCUAAAAACCAGUCCAAAUUGGCCUCAAGGAAAGGAGAGCUAUUGUCAAAGUAACCUAAGGAAAGAGUAAGGUUGUCCAAGAGUCUCCCAGUAGGGAGGAUCAGGGAAGCAAUUUAUGCUUAUCAGGAGUGCUCCAACUGCAUUGUAAACUGCUCAUUUUGCCAGGAACAGCAAGGGACUCAACUUCUGGGAUUACAAGCCCUUACCUGAGGUCGCAUGUAAAAGGCUAAAUUGCCACCUGGUCUGUUUGCACGAUGUCCAGCACACUGGGGUCCUAAUGAUUGACAAGGGCUCCGAGAGAGGGGAGGGAUGUGCGUACCUGCCAGUACACUGCAAACACCGCAGUCCUCGAAGCCCCGGCUGAGCCAACGCUGCACCUCCCGCAUGAUGGAGGUCAUUCUCUGCCAUGUGUGCGACAGCCUUUCAGGAGGGUUUGCCACCUUGUAAUAUAAACUCUCUGAACUUAAGCAUCAAAAAAAGUAUCAUACUUCAUGCUAGCUGUAAAAAUCAAAAUGAAAACUCAUAACACAAUAUAAACCACAGCAAUCCCGGCACUCCUCCUGUGGUUCUGCCCCACACACAUAACUUGGUGGGGGAAUAUUUGCUGUGGAGGAACAUCGUGUCCCUGACCUGCCAUAGCCUGCUCCUUCUGGGCUGUCUGCCUCAUUCUGCAGGGUUUCUGAGCAUUUGUUUUGAUGAAUAGACACUGCAACUGGAUGUGGAUGAUCUGUGGUAAGAACACUAUUAAUCUGAAUUUGUCUGUAGAGGACAACACCAGUCAGUCAAGUUUGCAUUCUCUCUUUCCAUGGUAUGAGUUUAAAACAAAACAACCUCCCCCUUGUAUCCCUGGGGUUUAAACUACAAGAUCCAGUUGCUCUCCUAGUGCCAGAACUUCUUGGUGGUUUGAGCUCCAUCUUGGGACUUGGAGACACCACCACUGUGCCUUGCCCCUGCCUUUGGAGACAUCACGUAAUGCUCCCUUCAAUAGUGUUUAAGAUUCAGAUAGGAACCUCUCGGACUUUUCAAAGGUAGCUAGGCAGGUUAAGCACCGGUGUCUCAUUGUUCUCUGCAAGUGCUUCAACAGCUCAGCUGGUUCUCAGAAGAAAUAAAUCUUCCUAAAUGCCUGUUUCUCAGUGACUAAAUUAAUUCAUAAAUCUCUUCUUGGAUAUCUCAGUUCUUCCAUUCCUCACCUGUGCUGUACCCUACUUGGGUAAUACUUAGCUUUCUCACAUGGAGUUUGUCAAGAUGUGUUUGUUAAUGUGGUGCUUAUGUACUGUGGGAAUGGGGGAUAAACCAGUUUUUCAGAUGCGAUAGCCAAGAGGAAACUUUUAUCUAUCAGAAUACACUGAAAGAUUCUGGAUGCUGGGCAAGGGCUUCUUUUCUCCACUGCUUCCAAAAUCCUCUGUGCUCCAUGAUGUUCACAGGUGGUCUCCAUGAGCCAGGGGCUGAAAAGGAAAAAGGACGGACAUCAGGAAGCAGCAGCAGCAGCAGAUGUUACCUGUCCCUGCUAUGAGGAUGGAGUGGCUUUGCAGCUGUUGAAGAGAUUGAAAACAGGAGAUAAACAAAGCAGAAACGACAUCAAGGAUGAACCACAUCAUCUGCCACCUUCACAGUCCUGGAGAGUGGCUCAGCAGUAUCUUCACUCCAUUCUGCUGCGUCGGUGGAAGCAGUUGCCUAUUCCCCUUUUGCUUUCUCAGACAGCUGCCACGUGGGCCCAGCCAGCAGAGGUGCAGUUCAGGGGAUUUCUAGAGGCUCUGGUUGCCAUAGGAAGUAUGUUUUUCUUCUAGAUGUCAGAUAGCAAAUCGUACUGUGAUGAGAAAAUUGAUAGAAAUCAGCAAUUUUUUCCUUUCAGGACUUCUUUUUGCCUUUACGCUCUAAUUUUCUCAUUAAAAUAUUAUAUCUCUAGUAAAUCUGUGGGUGAAUCUCCAUCCAGCCUGUGCACUGAUAUGAUCGACUCCCACUCCAGAUAUAUCUUGUGAGCACAUUCUUAGCACUUGCAGCUAUUGAAUAACAAGUAUGCAACAAGCAUGAUAUUGUCUCUGUAUAUUUAUGUCCCUGCCACUGAAAAGAUAGCAGUUCCCACAGGUGGAGCCAGGGUUGUGAAACAGAGGUGCUAAUUGUGCUGAUGUCAGAUAGCAGGCUUGACUUUUAUGUUUCCCAUCUGUUUUCAACCAGCAACUCAAUAUUACUGCAGUGCACUGAGGAGAAAAUGCCAAGUGUGGUGGCUAAAGGUAUCUAUAGGCCUUUUUAAAUUUUGUUCUUGUUAGCUAAUUCCAACAGUUUCUUUGCCUAUGACAUGUUAACAAUGUGCAUUUCUUCUGUGCCUUUUAAACAAUCCCCCACUUCACUGGCGGAAUAACUUACCUGCUGCUAACUUUUCCUCUUUCAGAUUGACAAAAUGGAAGCCAUGGGUAAUGAUUCUGCUUUUUUAAUGCAUUCCUGUGCAGUUGCCUACAGAUUAGUUAAAAUCUAAUUUCCUAAACAUGUCCAUAUUUCUAAGUUCAACUACUACUAAGAUGCAAAGCAUCUUGCAAGAGCUACUGAGAAAUAGGAGGUUAUUUCAGUGAUUUAGUUUUUGUAUAGCAUUGAAACAGAGAUUUCUUUAAGUAUGCACAUCACUUUUCUAUUUAAAUAUUAUGAUGCUAGAGGAUAUGAAAUUGUAUGUCUCAGCCUUCCAGGAUUCAGCUGUGUUAGGCUAACUUUUAAAGUGUUUAAGGAAGACACCCAAAUGAGGAUCAUAUUUAAAAAAAAAAAAACAGAACCCAAACAAAAAAACCCCAACUCCUCAGGGACAAGGCGUGAACUUAAUGCAGUCUUUGUUUGGUAUAAUCUGUUUUGUGACUCAUGACUUACACCAUUAGUACAAUGUCAAAUAUUGACGUGUGGUGGGGGACAGAGGUAAAUGCAAGUGGCAUUCCUAAAUGAAAAAGCAGUUCAGGCAUUUCCAUGUAAUUAGUACGCAGGCUUUUUUUUUUUUUUUUAAAGUUCCAGGUAAAUUUAGCAGUUCAGGAUUCAACGUGCUUUUAGACAAGAUUUUUUUUUUCAAUAUACUGUAUUCUGGACCAGUAGGAAAAGAGAAACUCCAAUCUGGGGAUCCAAGCGUGCAGUAGUGUUUUGGUGAUGUCCAUAAUUCCAUAUUAAUUUAAAAAAAAAAAGUUUCUAAUGAAUCCAGUCUUAUUCAAGCUCUUAUUUCCUGGGCACAACUGGGCUGAGAUGACAGAAAUCCAAUGAGAACAUCUCCCAUAUAGGGCACUUCCUUCAUCUAGGCGUGAAAUCAGUUUGAAAUAUUGCUGGUGUGAACCUCAAAUCUUGGUCCAUACUUGGCCUCAAAGAUAUUUUCUGCCUACUUGGAAUCCCAGCCCCAUCAUCUGGUUGUGCUAAUUAAAUCGUUCCAUAAUGUCCUGGAAAGUAAUCUGCAUUUGGGACAGGUAAGAGUGGAAGAGACUUUGGAAGGAUCCAACCCAGAAGCACCAAUGCUGAUCAGAAGUGAGGGCAUGGUGGACUGAGACCGUCAAAGAAUUUCUUGUACCUCCCUAUCAAGUAGUUCUCUAGGCACAGUAAUCAAUAUAAAAAAUAAAUCCUUCCUGAUCUCUAAUUUUUCCUUCCCAAAACAUUUCUGAGAGACAUCAGAUGUUUGGUGUUGUGCUUUUGGAGUGGGGUGAGUGAGAGGAGUUACUUCAGCUGGGUUUUAAUGCCUCCAGACUUCCCUGAAUGACUUCUCUGGAAAUGCAGUGCCAGCUACUGUCGGCAAGCCUGUUGACUUGAGUUCACCUUCCUAACGUUAUUUGCAGUCUAUUUUACCCAUCUGAAAGCUAGAAUAGGCCUAGGGUGAAGAUGUGGGGCCCCUGCUGUCACAAAGAAAGACUGGGUCUCCUGAGAAAAUCUGCUUUUCCAGCCGUCAUCCUUGCCCGAACCCAGCUGUAUCCUGGGAGGUUUAAACCUUCCGAAGUCUCAUGACAGCCAACAGAAGAGAAAAUACAAACAAGCUGGAAUGCACUAUCCUCUGCUCUCAUGAAAACAAACAUCAAUGCUGCCUGUUGUAUAAGCCUCUAACUGGUCUGGUUUGCUUCCACUGAAGUGGCCUAUAUAUCUGUAACUUCAUACAAGAGAUACUAUCUUCAUAAAACUAGCACUCAGAGAGGCACAAUCAUCAUUUCUAACAGAAGAGGGUUAAUGCUUGUUAAAAAUGCUAGAGGAGCACUCAUCACUACUUAAGUUUUCUGUCUGCAAGGAGAGGAUCAGCAAGGGUUCCUCAGAUCUGUUUUUCCAGGGCGAUGUUCAUACCAAUUUAAAACCUGGCCUACAAAAGCGGGGGAGGAGUGCGAAAUCCGACUGAAAAUGAGCCAAAAUGUCUGAGAAAAUGUCCAGCUUUCUGUACAUCGGGGACAUCGUGUCCCUGUACGCGGAGGGCUCUGUCAACGGGUUCAUCAGCACGCUGGGGUUAGUGGAUGACCGGUGUGUGGUUCAGCCAGACGCAGGUGACCUUGCUAAUCCUCCAAAGAAGUUCAGAGACUGCCUUUUCAAGGUGUGUCCUAUGAACAGAUAUUCAGCCCAGAAGCAGUACUGGAAAGCCAAGCAAGCCAAACAAGGAAACCAUACAGAAGCAGCACUGCUGAAGAAACUUCAACAUGCAGCAGAACUGGAGCAAAAGCAGAACGAAAGCGAGAACAGAAAGCUGUUGGGCGAAAUUGUAAAAUAUAGCAAUGUCAUACAGCUACUGCACAUAAAGAGUAACAAGUACCUCACAGUCAAUAAGAGAUUGCCAGCUCUGCUAGAGAAGAAUGCUAUGCGGGUGUCUCUGGAUGCUGCAGGGAAUGAGGGAUCCUGGUUUUAUAUCCAGCCAUUCUGGAAACUGAGGAGUGAAGGUGACAAUGUUGUUGUGGGAGAUAAAGUUGUUCUCAUGCCAGUCAAUGCAGGGCAGCCUCUACAUGCCAGCAACAUUGAGCUUCUAGAUAACCCUGGCUGCAAAGAGGUAAAUGCUGUCAACUGUAACACAAGCUGGAAAAUAACGUUGUUCAUGAAAUUCAGUAGUUAUCGAGAAGAUGUACUGAAAGGAGGAGAUGUUGUUAGGCUGUUUCAUGCAGAGCAAGAGAAGUUUCUGACCUGUGACGAAUAUGAGAAGAAACAACAUAUUUUCCUUCGUACUACAUUACGUCAGUCAGCCACUUCUGCAACAAGUUCUAAAGCACUGUGGGAAAUAGAGGUUGUCCAUCAUGACCCUUGCCGGGGAGGGGCAGGACAGUGGAAUAGCUUGUUUAGAUUUAAGCAUUUGGCAACUGGAAACUACUUAGCUGCAGAGCUUAACCCACACUAUCCAGAAGGUAAUAAUGAAGGAAAAGCUUUGCAGAGAGACGGCGACCUUCCUGCUUCAAAGAAGAAACGCCAAGCAGGGGAGAAGAUUAUGUAUACUUUGGUCUCUGUGCCACAUGGAAAUGACAUCGCAUCUCUCUUUGAACUGGAUGCCACCACUCUUCAGAGAGCUGAUUGCCUGGUUCCAAGGAACUCAUAUGUCCGACUGAGGCAUUUAUGCACUAACACUUGGGUCACUAGUACCAGCAUUCCAAUAGAUACUGAUGAAGAGAGGCCUGUGAUGUUAAAGAUUGGGACGUGCCAAACAAAAGAGGACAAGGAAGCUUUUGCCAUUGUAUCGGUUCCUCUGUCUGAGGUCAGAGACUUGGACUUUGCCAAUGAUGCAAACAAGGUUCUAGCAUCAACUGUUAAAAAGCUGGAGAAUGGAACAAUAACCCAGAAUGAAAGGAGGUUUGUAACCAAGUUACUGGAAGAUCUCAUUUUUUUUGUUGCUGAUGUGCCUAAUAAUGGGCAGGAAGUUUUGGAUGUGGUCAUUACCAAGCCAAACCGGGAACGACAAAAAUUAAUGAGGGAACAAAAUAUAUUGGCUCAGAUAUUUGGCAUCCUCAAAGCUCCUUUUAAGGACAAAGGUGAAGGAUCAAUGCUGAGACUUGAAGACCUAGGUGACCAGAGAUACGCUCCAUACAAAUACAUCUUAAGGUUAUGUUACAGGGUUCUCAGACAUUCCCAACAGGACUAUAGGAAGAAUCAGGAAUAUAUUGCUAAGAACUUCUGCGUCAUGCAGUCCCAGAUUGGUUAUGAUAUUCUGGCAGAAGACACCAUCACAGCUUUGUUGCACAACAACAGAAAACUGCUAGAGAAACACAUCACGGCUAAAGAAAUAGAGACGUUUGUUAAUUUACUCAGGAGGAAUCGAGAGCCAAGAUUCUUGGAUUAUCUGUCAGACCUGUGUGUAUCUAACACCACAGCAAUACCAGUAACUCAGGAACUCAUCUGCAAGUUUAUGCUGAGCCCAGGGAAUGCUGACAUUCUCAUUCAGACCAAGCUGGUUUCGACACAAAUGGACAAUCCCUUGGAAUGCCCAGUCAUCUCAGAUGACAUUGAUGAAGAGGAAGUGUGGCUUUACUGGAUUGACAGUAACAAGGAGCCUCAUGGCAAAGCCAUCAGGCAUCUGGCUCAGGAGGCAAAGGAGGGCACAAAAGCUGAUUUAGAAGUUCUUACCUACUACAGGUACCAACUGAACCUCUUUGCAAGAAUGUGCCUGGACCGCCAAUAUCUUGCCAUCAACCAGAUUUCUGCACAGCUGUCAGUAGACUUGAUCUUGCGAUGUAUGUCUGAUGAAAGCCUCCCUUAUGAUCUCCGGGCUUCUUUUUGUCGGCUGAUGCUACACAUGCACGUGGACAGAGAUCCUCAGGAAUCUGUGGUACCUGUCAGAUAUGCCAGAUUGUGGACUGAAAUUCCCACUAAGAUCACAAUUCAUGAGUAUGAUUCUUUCACAGACUCUUCAAGGAAUGAAAUGAAAAGGAAGUUUGCACUAACUAUGGAAUUUGUAGAAGAGUACUUGAAAGAGGUUGUAAAUCAGCCCUUUCCUUUUGGAGACAAAGAGAAAAAUAAACUUACAUUUGAGGUGGUACAUCUGGCUCGAAACCUCAUAUACUUUGGCUUUUAUAGUUUUAGUGAGCUUCUCAGACUGACCCGGACGCUGCUGGCAAUUCUAGAUAUUGUUCAAGUUCCUAUAUCAUCAUACUUUGAAAGGUUGAGCAAGUUUCAGGAUGGAGGAAACAAUGUUAUGAGGACCAUCCAUGGGGUAGGAGAGAUGAUGACCCAAAUGGUGCUGAGCAGAGGAUCUAUAUUUCCCAUCAGUGCCCCUGAUAUACAGCCAAGCAUUCACCCAAGCAAGCAAGCCACCACCUCAGACAGUGAAGAUGUGAUCGUAAUGGACACCAAAUUGAAAAUCAUUGAGAUUUUGCAGUUUAUUCUCAGUGUUAGACUGGACUAUAGAAUAUCCUACAUGCUGUCUAUCUAUAAAAGAGAGUUUGGGGAAAACAAUGAAAACGUUGAUUGCUCUACAACAUCCCCGCCUGACACACCAGGGAUUGCCUCAGCAAUUGUUCCUGACAUAGAUGAAAUUGCAGCUCAGGCUGAAACCAUGUUUGCUGGCAGAAAGGAGAAGAAUGCGGUUCAGCUUGAUGAUGAAGGGGGCAGAACUUUUUUACGGGUCCUCAUUCACCUCAUCAUGCAUGACUACCCUCCUUUGCUCUCAGGUGCUCUGCACCUGCUAUUUAAGCACUUCAGCCAGAGAGCAGAAGUUCUGCAAGCAUUUAAACAGGUUCAGUUGCUGGUGUCUAAUCAAGAUGUUGAUAACUACAAGCAAAUCAAGGCUGAUCUUGAUCAGCUACGUCUGACUGUAGAAAAAUCAGAAUUGUGGGUUGAGAAGAGCAGCAAUUAUGAGAGUGGAGAGGUGGGCGACAAUCAAACCAAAGGGGGAGAAGAGCCAAUAGAGGAGUCAAAUAUUUUGAGUCCAAUACAGGAUGGGACCAAAAAACCCCAGAUAGACAGCAAUAAAAGCAAUAACUACAAUAUUGUUAAAGAGAUUUUGAUUCGACUCAGCAAACUUUGUGUUCAGAAUAAAAAAUGUCGGAAUCAACAGCAGCGAUUGCUGAAAAAUAUGGGCGCCCACUUGGUAGUGUUGGACCUUCUGCAGAUACCCUAUGAAAAGAGUGAUGAAAAGAUGAAUGAAGUUAUGAAUCUAGCCCACACUUUUCUUCAGAAUUUCUGUCGAGGAAAUCCUCAGAAUCAAGUUCUCCUCCACAAAAAUCUCAGCUUGUUCUUAACUCCAGGGCUCCUGGAAGCUGAAACCAUGCGGCACAUAUUCAUGAAUAAUUACCUUCUGUGUAAUGAAAUUAGUGAAAGAGUGGUGCAGCACUUUGUACACUGCAUUGAGACGCAUGGCCGUCAUGUGGAGUACCUGCGUUUCCUGCAGACCAUUGUGAAAGCAGAUGGCAAAUAUGUGAAAAAAUGCCAGGACAUGGUAAUGACAGAGCUGAUAAAUGGUGGUGAAGAUGUGUUGAUAUUCUACAAUGACAGAGCAUCAUUUCCAGUCCUACUCCAAAUGAUGUGUUCAGAGCGAGAUCGAGCAGAUGAGAGCGGACCCUUAGCAUAUCACAUCACUCUAGUGGAAUUGCUAGCGGCUUGUACAGAAGGAAAGAAUGUAUACACAGAGAUCAAGUGCAAUUCACUCCUGCCACUGGAUGACAUAGUGAGAGUAGUGACCCAUGAUGACUGCAUACCUGAGGUGAAAAUUGCCUAUGUUAAUUUUGUUAACCACUGUUACGUGGACACUGAAGUGGAAAUGAAAGAAAUCUAUGCCAGUAACCAUAUUUGGAAGUUAUUUGAGAACUUCCUUAUUGAUAUGGCAAGGGUUUGUAACACAACCACGGAUCGCAAACAUGCAGACACAUCUCUGGAGAAAUAUGUCACUGAGCCUGUAAUGAACAUUGUGAGUGGCUUCUUCAAUUCGCCAUUUUCAGAUAACAGCACCAGCCUCCAGACACACCAGCCUGUUUUUAUUCAGCUGCUGCAGUCUGCUUUUAGAAUUUACAACUGUACCUGGCCAAACCCAACGCAGAAAGCCUCAGUGGAGUCAUGUAUCAAGACUUUGGCUGAAGUGGCAAAGAACCGUGGGAUUGCAAUUCCUGUGGAUUUGGACAGCCAGGUCAACACCUUGUUCAUGAAGAGUCACUCUAACAUGGUGCAGAGGGCAGCCAUGGGGUGGAGAAUGUCAGCCCGCAGUGGACCUCGUUUUAAAGAAGCUCUUGGUGGGCCUGCCUGGGAUUACAGGAAUAUAAUAGAAAAACUACAGGAUGUAGUGUCCUCCUUGGAGCAGCAGUUCACACCCAUGAUGCAAGCUGAAUUCUCAGUGCUGGUUGAUGUGCUGCACAGUCCAGAACUUCUUUUUCCUGAGGGGAGCGAUGCUAGAAUAAGAUGUGGUGCUUUCAUGUCCAAGUUGAUUAAUCACACAAAGAAGCUAAUGGAGAAAGAAGAAAAGCUCUGCAUUAAAAUUCUUCAGACAUUACGAGAAAUGCUUGACAAGAAAACUAACUUUGCGGAAGAGGGCAACACUUUAAGGAAAAUACUCCUAUAUCGCUACUUUAAAGGAGAAUAUGGAAGUGGUAUGAAUGGGCCUCUGUCUGCCAGCUACAGCAAAACUGCACAAGUGGGAGGUGGAUUUUCAGGGCAAGACUCAGAUAAGUCUGGGGUAACCAUGUUUGAUAUCCAGUGCCUUCUGGAUAAAGAAGGUGCAUCAGAACUAGUCAUAGAUGUUAUAGUAAACACCAAAAAUGACAGAAUUUUCUCAGAAGGCAUUUUGCUUGGCAUUGCGUUGCUUGAAGGUGGAAAUACGCAAACACAGUAUUCAACUUACCAGCAACUGAAGGAGCAAAAAAAGUCAGAAAAAUUCUUUAAAGUCCUGUAUGACCGCAUGAAAGCUGCUCAGCAGGAGAUACGAUCGACGGUGACAGUGAACACUAUUGAUUUGGGGAGCAAAAAGAAAGAUGAUGAUAGUGACCUAACCAUAUCUGUUCCCAAAAAGAGAGUAAAGGAUUCAACCCUGCAUCUGAAAGAGGGUAUGAAAGGACAGUUAACAGAAGCAUCUUCUGCAACAUCCAAAGCUUACUCUGUGUAUAGAAGAGAAAUGGACCCAGAAAUAGAUCUUAUGGGCUCAGGAACAGAUGCUGCAAAUGCAGAAGAGAAGUCCAUAGAAGAAGCAAUCAUGAGCCCUGCCAUUGCAAUCAUGCAGCCAAUAUUGAGAUUUCUUCAGCUGUUGUGCGAGAACCACAACCGAGAGCUCCAGAAUUUUUUAAGACAUCAGAACAACAAAACAAAUUACAACCUUGUUUGUGAGACCCUUCAGUUUUUGGACUGUAUCUGUGGAAGCACUACAGGUGGGCUGGGCUUAUUGGGGCUUUACAUCAAUGAGAGGAACGUGGCUCUUGUGAACCAGACGCUGGAAAGCUUGACCGAAUAUUGCCAGGGCCCAUGCCAUGAAAACCAGACUUGCAUAGCCACCCAUGAAUCUAAUGGGAUUGAUAUUAUAAUUGCACUCAUCUUGAAUGACAUAAACCCUCUUGGCAAAUACUGCAUGGACUUGGUGCUUCAGCUAAAGAACAAUGCCUCCAAGCUUUUGCUGGCUAUUAUGGAAAGCAGGCAUGACAGUGAGAAUGCGGAAAGAAUCCUUUUCAACAUGAGACCAAGGGAACUGGUGGAUGUGAUGAAGAAUGCAUAUAACCAAGGCCUCGAAUGUGACCUUGAGGAGGAGAAUGGAGAUGAUGGCAUCUCCCCAAAAGAUGUUGGCCAUAAUAUCUAUAUUUUGGCACAUCAGUUGGCUCGUCACAAUAAAACAUUGCAACAGAUGCUGAAGCCAGGGUCAGAUCCAGAUGAAGGAGAUGAAGCCUUGAGGUAUUAUGCCAAUCAUACGGCACAGAUAGAGAUUGUUCGCCACGAUAGAACAAUGGAACAGAUUGUAUUCCCUGUCCCCAAUAUUUGUGAAUUCCUCACUCGGGAAUCCAAAAGUCGGGUAUUCAAUACAACAGAGAGAGAUGAACAAGGGAGCAAAGUCAAUGACUUUUUCCAGCAGACAGAGGAUCUUUACAACGAGAUGAAAUGGCAAAAGAAAAUUAGGAAUAAUCCACCCUUGUUUUGGUUCUCCAGACACAUUUCUCUCUGGGGAAGCAUUUCCUUCAACCUUGCUGUAUUCAUCAAUUUAGCAGUUGCUCUCUUCUACCCCUUUGGAGAUGAUGGAGAUGAAGGCACACUCUCUCCGUUGUUUUCAGUCCUCCUUUGGAUAGCAGUGGCGUUUUGUACAGCAAUGCUGUUUUUCAUCUCCAAGCCUGUUGGUAUUCGACCCUUUUUGGUGUCUGUUAUUCUCAGGUCUAUAUAUACUAUAGGGCUUGGUCCUACCUUGAUACUUCUUGGUGCUGCUAAUCUUUGUAACAAAAUAGUGUUUCUGGUGAGCUUUGUUGGGAACCGUGGAACUUUCACCCGUGGCUACAGAGCGGUCAUCAUGGACAUGGCUUUUCUCUAUCACGUAGCAUAUGUCCUGGUCUGCAUGCUGGGCCUCUGCGUGCACGAAUUCUUCUAUAGUUUCCUGCUGUUUGAUCUGGUGUACAGAGAAGAGACAUUGCUAAAUGUGAUAAAAAGUGUUACCCGGAAUGGUCGUUCCAUUAUCCUCACUGCAGUGCUAGCACUCAUCCUAGUUUAUCUCUUCUCCAUCAUUGGGUUCCUCUUCUUGAAAGAUGACUUUAUCAUGGAGGUUGACAGGUUGAAAAUCAGGACCCCUGUUGCAGGUAUUGGUGAAGUCCCCACUACAACACUCACAUCAAUGAUGGGAGCCUGUGCAAAGGAGAACUGUUCCACAAGCAUCCCAAUUAUUAACUCAGGUGAAGAGGAGGAGGAUGGAAUAGAAAGGACCUGUGACACCCUGCUAAUGUGCAUCGUGACCGUAUUAAACCAAGGCCUGCGAAAUGGUGGUGGUGUGGGAGACGUGCUCAGAAAGCCUUCCAAAGAUGAGCCCUUGUUUGCUGCGCGAGUUGUUUAUGAUCUUCUGUUUUACUUCAUUGUCAUAAUUAUUGUUCUAAACCUAAUCUUUGGAGUCAUCAUUGAUACAUUUGCCGAUCUCAGGAGUGAAAAGCAGAAAAAGGAGGAAAUACUAAAGACAACCUGUUUCAUCUGUGGACUGGAGAGAGACAAAUUUGAUAACAAGACAGUUUCGUUUGAGGAGCAUAUAAAGUCAGAACACAACAUGUGGCAUUAUUUGUACUUUAUAGUUCUUGUGAAAGUUAAAGAUCCAACUGAAUACACUGGCCCGGAGAGCUACGUGGCACAAAUGAUUGUGGAGAAGAAUUUGGACUGGUUCCCUCGGAUGAGAGCCAUGUCCCUGGUUAGCAAUGAAGGCGACAGUGAGCAAAACGAAAUCAGGAACCUGCAAGAGAGGCUGGAGUCAACCAUGAGCCUUGUAAAACAGCUUUCCAGUCAGCUUGCUGAGCUCAAGGAACAGAUGACAGAACAAAGGAAGAAUAAGCAGAGGCUGGGCUUUCUUGGAUCAAACACACCCCAUGUGAAUCAUCACAUGCCACCACCCUGAUACCACGGGGAGAAGCCGUGACUAGCCUUUCAUCAGUAUUCCUGCUUUAUUAUAGAAUAAAAAACUGAGAUUGAGAGGAGUGAACAGUGCCUAUUGUUACAAAGUUAAAAACAACCAAGUGCCAAGAUGUUAAGUGGUUUAGCUCUGGGAACAAUUUGUAGCUGUUUUUCAUGGUUGAAAGGGACCACAACCUAGAAUGCGAGAGAUACAAGGGAGCUCGUUUGUAUUCGUUCAUGGGGCCUGACUCAGCUGCAUUUGCGCUCUGCAACUUGAUGGCUUCGGCGGUAGCUGCUGCGUGCGAAGAGGUCAGGGCAGCGUUUGGCCGCAUCCUUUGAGCUGCCUUCGGACUUCUCCCUAAAGCACUGGGAUAACCAAGAUGAGCAGAAGAAGGAGAAAUGUUUAUUAACGCAAAUACGACAGCCUGGUUCAGAAUCAAUAGAAGUCGUUUCUGGCUUAUUUGCCAAAUGGCAACAUUAGUCAUGUUUGCUUGGCAUUUACUAUUUUUUAAUUACCGUAAAUAUGUCAAUUGGAUAAGCGAUAAUGUUGCUUCAAGUAACUUCUACUAGGAGGGAAAGGGGAGAAACCUCAAAAGACUGAAAAAAAAAAAAGAAAAAAAGAAGGAAAAAAAUAGAAAAAGAGUUGCAAAGAGAAACAUUAACGCUUUUGAAUUUUAGCUGUCACCAUGCAAUUUCUUAUUUAUAACAUGGAGCACAAUGGAUCUACAGCUGUGGGAAUGUUACGCACAUAACACUGACAACAUAACUGGAAGUGAUUUCUUUCUCCUGGCUUCAGAUGUUCUCCAUUAAUGUGGCUGUGAGAUUUCACAUACUGAGGAGUUAAACUGUAUUUUAAAUUCAAGUUCCAAUGGAGGAUUCAGGAAAAAAAAAAAAUUAUACCUGUAGUUUGAAACAUGUAUGGGAUUUAUUUUUUUUUUUUAAAAGCUUAGAAGUAUCUUUCUGUAUGGAGCUGUAAUGGUGUCAUUACCUUCCAUAAACUCAUCUUCAGCAAGAGUUGACUUGAGUAAAUAAGCACCAUAUUCUGCCAGCUUUCUCCUGAGCUAAAGAUCAUGGGCUUAUGCCUUUGCCUGCUCUUCCUGCUUUCAGGGGCUUGCAGGACUGGCCUGGCUGGUGGGUGACGGGGGGCAAUGCUGGAGGAGCUCCUUCGAGCUCUAGGCUCUAUGAAAGGUGGCAGCCAAGUCAGCUGUGCAGGUUUCUGCUGUAUCCUGUAUUUCUUGGGAUGGCUUUAAAAGAAAAGUUACAGGGUUUCCACCGAGCCCAAGAGGGCUCUUCUCUCUUAUCUGAGAUUUCUGGGGCACAGAUGGGAGUCAUGGGCCCAGUUCACUUUCAUUUUCAGUGGGUUUUGGUUACCUAAUUCUCCUCGGUACAUUUGGAAAUGCACCUCCGUUACCUGGAGUUGCUUUUUAAACCAAAAUAUUUUUGCAAUGAUUUUCCCCUGUAAUAUUUCUGUUUUUUUAUAAAAGCCAUUUUGAUCAAAGGUGAAAAUAUUAUUGGUUCCGCUAUUUCUAGUUUCUCCCUGAAGAAAUGCCGUUGUCUUAUUUAAGGCACAAUUCAGAGCUAGAGUAAAGGGAAGGAAGGGGCAUCUCCCUCUCUUCAUCCUGAAUUCAAACCUGGUUUUGAAAGCCAUCUCUGGUUUUGUGCCAGUGAGGUGGCUGAGAUAAAAAUAAUAUACAUUAGGGUCUGAUUCUUCUGCCAUUAAAACAUUUCCCAUUGGCUUCAAUUGUGUCCUUAAAAAAUACUAUGUGGAAAGUGGGGAUUUGUGUAUUUUACAAAAAGAAAAUCUCUUUCUGUUGACUUUAGUCCAUGGAGCAUCCCAGUUAUGAGAGGCGAUGGCCAUUUCCAGCUUUAGGGUCUAUUUUUCCUGCAAGAAAUUCUCCCAAAUCCAGCCAGCGCUCUGCCUCCAUGCGGUAAGGUGAAGAGCAAGUGGUGGUGAUCAGAAAUGGCACAAGGCCAAGGAAUGUGAGUGGUGGGACACUAAAUUUUCUGCAACUCCUCUGCUGGUGGGCUCGCAGCUUCCCAGGCAGAGGGAGCGCAUGGAGGCAACGGGAGCUGGACUGAGCUGGUCGAUGCUGUGGGUUUGCUUCCGAGGCUGGAGUAACCUUUUCCACUCCAAAGACCAGACAACAGUCUGGUGUUUGGAGAGCAGAGCAGAUGCGGCUGUGGCAUGGGGAGCUGAUGGUAGGAAAGCUGCUAGGUCAAAGCAGAAUACAGAAAAGCAGUUGUCUUCAAUGAACGACUGAGAUAUUUUAGGAAUAAAGCUUCAAGUGUGCCUUUCCUUUACGCUUACUAUGUAUGAGGUCUCGAUGCUACUGCCCCAGCAUCACUGUGGUGGUGAAAACCCCUUCCGUAAGCCUCGCCUGUCAGUGAGGAUGGGGCUUCAUGUACCAGUUAGUGUUCAGCACCAAGACACUUGCAGUGAAUUGAUUCUGGGAGUUUGCAUCAGCCACAUGCCAUGCAGUAACCAGCCGCUGGUGUAAGAUAAAGCCAGAUUUGCCUCUCUGACUAGACUUACUGUAUGUCACGAAGCCAAAGAAGUUGCAUGCAAAUGUAAAGUCAGUGCUAAGUUGGUAGAGAAUGAGAUCCUGCAGCUGUAUUAACUCAAAGUAGAUUAUGCAGUUUGUCAGAUCUAGUCACAAUUUCUGUUUCAACAGCAAUUUUCUCUUCCUCACACAUAUACUUAUUAGAGGCAUAAAGCACAGUUUAACGUUAAGAUAAAUUAAAUGAUUGCUAUUUAUUGGGGGGUGGGCAGUUGGCUAAUACUGGAAGUGGGUGGCACUUUUCUUGUUUACACUCGCAAAAAGCAGCUGGACCACUGCACAUCAAGGGAGGUUUCUGCUGUUGGAGCUGGAAAAACUUGAGACUCAGUGUGUUUGUGCCCUGAGCUCAGGCCUGCAGUUGCAUGCUGCUGGUGCUCUCUCUCUGUCCUGCACCCCAACCGAUGUCCCCAAGGCUCAAAGGCUCAAGAGCCCAAAUACUGCUCUUCAGAAGGGAGAGCUACAAUGUCAAAAACAAAGAGCUAACAGAUGCCAAUUAGACUUUGCCACGGUGCCUUUCUGCUGUUGAUAGCUUCCAAGAGAGACCUCUGCAAUCAGUAACAGUAGGUGAUGCUACUUGCACAGAUUGUAAAUAUAUUUCACUGAGCGUUUUGACAUUUUUGCUGAUUCUGUCAAAACUUAAGCCCUGCCCUGUGAGCAAUCUGUACACUCGCACGUGGUAACUUAAACAGGAGACUUCUUAUAUGAAUAAUAGUUGCAGGGCCAGAGCCCAAGCCUUAAAGAUUGUGAAAUAUCCCCGUCAAUGAGUUUAUAACAAAAGUCAUUGUUUUAUACAUAUAUUUAUAUGUAUAUCUUUGUUUAAUGCAGCUGGGAUAUCCUCUUCGUAGGCAAGCAUCAUUUACCUUACCUAUUUAUAUGAAAUAAUUGCAAAGAAGUU